Cladophialophora bantiana CBS 173.52 is the source of this 1560-nucleotide messenger RNA. RefSeq lists its product as uncharacterized. NCBI's taxonomy places the organism in Eukaryota, Fungi, Ascomycota, Eurotiomycetes, Chaetothyriales, Herpotrichiellaceae. Gene Ontology annotation, molecular function: transmembrane transporter activity. Gene Ontology annotation, biological process: transmembrane transport. Bases 1 to 1560 code for a protein of 519 amino acids. The record is from RefSeq and is a predicted model, not a curated record. The transcript is spliced from 6 exons.
AUGGCCACAGAGAGGCCCUCGAAAGAAUUCCCCGCCGUCACCCAUAUGGACGCGGUCCAGAUUACGGGCCUUGGAGCGAGCGGGGAGUCAUUCGAGGUCAUUCACCAGCGCAACAUCAAAGUAAUCGGCGACACCAUCGAGGCCAUGGGCAUGGGUCGCUACCAAUGGCGGGUCUGGCUGACCUGCGGUUUUGGCUUCGCGGUGGAACAACUCCUUCUCGUUUUCAUCGGGUUGGUCUUGCCGCAGAUUGUCCACGAGUUCAAGACCCCCAAUGCAAACUACGCUGUCAUUGCCUUGUACAUCGGCCUGUUGGUCGGAGCGAUGGCGUGCGGCUUUCUCGUCGAUAUCUUCGGGCGCCGCCUCAUCUGGAUCCUAACGCUAAUCGUGACCGGUAUUAUGACUAUGAUCUGCGCAGCUGCACCAAAUUUCACUGCUCUGUGUGUCUUCAUAUCCAUUCAGGCUCUGGUUGGUGGCGGAAACUCUGCCAUUGACCUGACGGUUUUGAUUGAAGUUCUACCCAAGAAGAAUCGUUAUCUCAUGCCAAUUCUAGCGUGCGGCUGGGGCCUAGGCAGCGCGUUGGGCGGCUUGUUCGCUUGGCCUCUUAUCGGGAACUAUUCCUGCCCACCAACCUCGACACCAGCCACCUGCUCUCGCUCCGAGAACAUGGGAUGGAGGUACCAGUAUAUCCUGAUCGGUGGGUUUUGCCUUAUUCUCUCAGUGAUCCGGUUCUAUGUCUCGAGACUCGAAGAAUCGCCACGUUGGCUCACUGCAAAGGGCCGUCUGGAUGACGUUGUGGCCGUUAUCAACGAGCUGGCUCGUGUGAACAAGUCAUCCGUCACUAUGGACCGCGAGUUAUUGCAAGAGGAACCGAAACAUGAAGCAACAUCGGGCGGAAUCGUCAAGAAAGUACUCCCCUCGCAGCAUCUUCGAGGAAUCUUUGCAAAUCCAAAACUAGCUCGCUCUACGGCGAGUAUCUGCUUCAUGUGGGCAGCAAUUGGUAUUGCAUAUCCUAUCUAUACUCUAUUUCUGCCAGUAUACCUUACGGCACAUGGAGCUAAACUAGGCGAUGGAAGCACCAAGACUACUUAUCGCGACUACACAAUCGCUGCCACCGUGGGGAUACUCGGGCCCUUUCUCAGUGGUUAUCUCGUUCAAAUCCCUCUUCUCGGCCGUCGUCGUUCUAUGGCUAUUACGGCUUGUUGUGCAGCAACUUUUGCCAUUGCGUUCACAACAGUUCGAAACGAAGCACAGAAUGUUGCCUUUCCAUCUAUGAUCAACUUCUGGCAAAAUGCCUAUUACGGGAUUUUAUACUCGUACACCCCUGAAGUCAUGCCAUUGUCUCAUCGAGGAACGGGGUGUGGGUUGGCAAUGGCAUGCGGUCGUCUGGCUUCCAUCUCGUCGCCUCUGAUUGCCACGUACGCCGAUACCAGCACUUCUGCUCCCAUUUGGGUUUGUUGCGCGUUGUAUUUUGCUAUGGCAGCCGUGGCGCUCACUCUACCCUUUGAACCCGAACACUACGACCGAGAGGAAGCUCAGAUGGAUCAGGAGAUGGUCAAUUAA